CUUAUUCAAUAAAGCAAGCUGGCUUUCCUCUGGGAAUAUUGCUUUUAUUCUGGGUUUCAUAUGUUACAGAUUUUUCCCUUGUUCUAUUGAUAAAAGGAGGGGCCCUCUCUGGAACAGACACUUACCAGUCUUUGGUCAAUAAAACCUUCGGCUUUCCAGGGUAUCUCCUCCUCUCUGUCCUACAGUUUUUGUAUCCUUUUAUAGUUGACCCCGACAACUUGUUUAUUGGUCGCCGCUUCAUUAUUGUGCUUUCCACGGUGGCCUUUACUCUGCCUUUGUCCUUAGCGAAGGACAUAGCAAAGCUUGGAAAGAUCUCUCUUAUUUCUACAGUUUUAACAACUCUGAUUCUUGGAAUUGUAAUGGCAAGGGUAAUUUCACUGGGUCCACACAUACCAAAAACAGAUGAUGCCUGGGUAUUUGCAAAACCCAAUGCAAUUCAGGCUGUUGGUGUUAUGUCAUUUGCAUUUAUUUGUCACCAUAACUGCUUCUUAGUUUAUGGUUCUUUGGAAGAACGCACAGUAGCUAAGUGGUCCUGCAUCAUCCAUGUGUCCACCUUGGUUUCUGUCUUUAUCAGUAUUCUCUUUGCUACAUGUGGAUACUUGACAUUUACUGGCUUCACCCAAGGAGACUUAUUUGAAAAUUAUUGCAGAAAUGAUGACCUGGUAACAUUUGGAAGGUUUUGUUAUGGAGUCACUGUUAUUUUGACAUACCCGAUAGAAUGCUUUGUGACUAGAGAGGUGAUUGCAAGUGUCUUUUUUGGUGGGAAUCUAUCAUCAGUUUUCCACAUAAUCGUGACAGUGGUUCUCAUUACUGCGGCCACGCUCAUGUCAUCGCUGAUUGAUUGCCUUGGAAUAGUGUUAGAACUCAGUGGUGCACUCUGUGCAGCUCCCCUAAUUUUUAUCAUUCCAUCAGCAUGUUAUCUGAAACUGUCUGAAGAACCAAGGACACACUCAGAUAAGAUUAUGUCCUGUGUCAUGCUUCCCAUUGGUGCUGUUGUGAUGGUCGUUGGGUUCGUCAUGGCCGUGACAAAUCCUCAAGACUGCACCCACGGGCAGGAAAUGUUCUACUGCUUUCCUGACAAUUUGUCUUUCACAAACACCUCAGUUUCUGAUUUUCAACUGACAACUCAACUUUCACUUUUAAACACCAGUGUCUUUCAAUGAGUUGACUGCUUUUAAAAAUAUGUAUGCUGUCAUAGACUUCUAAACUGCAAAAUAACAUUCACAUGUUUUAGUCUCUAUAUUAUGAAAUUAUGACUUUGGCAUUUAUUAAGAUUUGGCUUU
Molecule: messenger RNA, 1283 nt
Organism: Pteropus alecto (black flying fox)
Lineage: Eukaryota; Metazoa; Chordata; Mammalia; Chiroptera; Pteropodidae
Gene: SLC38A11
Product: solute carrier family 38 member 11
Exons: 9
Coding region: 360-1163 (267 amino acids)
Biological process (GO): amino acid transmembrane transport
Molecular function (GO): amino acid transmembrane transporter activity
Source: RefSeq, a predicted model, not a curated record